AUGGCGGCGCGCGCGGCGCUGUGCCUGGCGGGCGCGGCACUCUCGCUGUACGCGCUCCACGUGGAGCGGGCGCACGCCCGCGACCCCUCUUACCGCGCCGCCUGCGACCUGGGGCCCGCCGUCUCCUGCACCCGCGUCUUCGCCUCCCGGUGGGGCCGAGGCCUGGGGCUGGUGGAGGGGCUGCUGGGCCGGGACAGCGUCGCCAACGUCCCCAACGGGGCCAUCGGGGUCCUCUUCUACCUGCUGCAGGGUCUGCUGGGGGCAGUGCCGGGGCGGGGGGCGGCGGCGGUGCUGCUGGGGACGGCGGUGGCCUCGGCGGUGGCCUCACUGUGGCUGGCGGGGGUGCUGGCCUUCGGACUACAGGACUUCUGCCUCGUCUGCCUCACCACCUACCUCCUCAACGGCCUCCUCCUCGCCCUCAACUGGCGCCGCUGGCGGCAGCUCCGCCACAUCAAAACUGCCUGAAAUGCACCCAAAAAAUGUCGGGUGGGGGGACGGGGACACCCUCCACGGCCGGGGGUGCCCCUCCCUUCCCCUCAAACAUGGCGGUUUUGAGUGAGGGACCCGG
Molecule: messenger RNA, 568 nt
Organism: Gymnogyps californianus (California condor)
Lineage: Eukaryota; Metazoa; Chordata; Aves; Accipitriformes; Cathartidae
Product: vitamin K epoxide reductase complex subunit 1-like
Exons: 3
Coding region: 1-465 (154 amino acids)
Biological process (GO): peptidyl-glutamic acid carboxylation; vitamin K metabolic process
Molecular function (GO): vitamin-K-epoxide reductase (warfarin-sensitive) activity
Source: RefSeq, a predicted model, not a curated record